AUGGCGGAGAACGAUAUUGUCAUCGACAAGGCGCUCUUCCACGAGCGCCUCAACAACCUCGUCACCAAAUGGAAGGCCGACAAGCGCUCCGGCGACCAGGUUUUCCAGGGCGCAAGCUCGAUCGCGACGCUGGUGGGUAAGGCGAGUGAGCCAGGCAUCUAUUUGAAGCCAGCAGCGUUCCAGCUAUGGCUGUUAGGCUACGAGUUCCCUGCGACGCUCUUCAUCCUCACCCCCGACCUCCUCCAGAUCGUCACAACCAAGAAGAAGGCUUCCUACCUAGAGCCGCUCAAGGGUGGCAAGGUGCCUGUUGAGAUUCUUGUGCGGGGCAAGGACGCCGAAGAGAACAAGAAGCAGUUCCAGACAUGUCUCGAGACGAUGAAGAAGGCCGGCAAGAAGGUUGCGGUGCUGAAAAAGGACAAUGCCAACAACGCCUUCGCAAACGAGUGGAAGGCUGCGUUCGACGAGGCUGGCUUCAAGGAGGAAGACCAGGUAGAUCUGGCUUCCAUCAUGUCCAACGCUGCCUUGUCUGUCAAGGACGAGAAAGAACUGCGAACUAUCCGCGAUGCCGCGCGAGCCUCGAGCGCCCUCAUGUCCAAUUACUUCGUCGAGGAGAUGUCCGAUAUCCUCGAUUCCGAGAAGAAGAUCUCCCAUCGCGCCCUAGCCGACAAGGUCUCCAACAAGAUCGACGAUGCCAAGUUCUUUGAGAAGCAGAAGCUCUCCAAGACUUUCGACUCGAUGCAAUUGGACUGGUGUCUCCAGCCUACAAUCCAGAGUGGUGGCUCGUACGACCUGAAGUUUGCUGCCGAACCUGACGAGAACAACUUGCACGCGGGCGUCAUCAUUUCGGUCCUCGGCCUGCGCUACCAGACAUAUGGUGCCAUGAUUGGUCGAACUUUCAUGGUUGGCCCCAACAAGGAGCAGGAGACCGCCUACAAGCUGCUUUUGGCGAUUCACGACUUGGUCAUCAAGUCGAUCAAGGAUGGCGUUGUGGCCAAGGAUGUUUACAACAAAGCCCUGGCACAUCUCAAGUCGAAGAAGCCCGAGUGGGAGAAGCACUUCCCCAAGAACGUUGGUUACGGUAUCGGUACUGAGAACAAGGACUCUUCUCUCCUCCUGAGCGGCAAAAACACUCGUGUCCUGAAAGACGGCAUGACUCUAGUCGUUCAGACUGGUUUACAAGACCUGGAGAACAGCAAACCACAGGACAAGAAAAGCAAGAACUACUCGCUCGUCUUGGUAGACACCGUCCGCGUCAGCUCGGCCGACUGCGCGGUCUUCACCAAGGACACCACUUCAGAUUUGGAUGCCGUCUCGUUCUUUUUCGACGACGAAGAGGAGGAAGCGAAGCCCAAAGUGAAGAAGGAGCGCCCCGCUAUUGCGCAGACGAACAUUACCAAGACCCGUACCCGACACGAGCGAACAACAAACCAGGAUGCUGAAAAGGAGGAGCAACGGAGACAACAUCAAAGAGAGUUGCACGCCAAGAAGCAGGAGCAGGGUCUUGCCGAGUACAGCGAAGGCGCAAAGUCUCUGAACGGUACUGAAGAGAAGAAGUUCAAGAAGUUCGAGUCGUACAAGCGCGACAACCAGUUCCCUAACUCGGUCGCCAACUUGGAGAUUGUCGUUGACAAGAAGAACCUCACCGUUCUUCUGCCAAUCAUGGGUCGACCUGUACCCUUCCACAUUCACACCAUCAAAAACGCGUCGCACACUCCCGAGGCAGACUUUACAUCCCUCCGUAUCAACUUCCUCUCGCCAGGUCAAGGUGUAGGCCGCAAAGAUGAUCAACCCUUCGAGGACCCUAACGCGCACUUCAUUCGUAGUUUGACUUUCAAGUCGCACGAUGUUGAUCGCAUCGACCAGAUCACUAAGGACAUCACAGAGCUGAAGAAGGAUGUCGUACGAAGGGAGACUGAGAAGAAGCAGAUGGAGGACGUCGUCGAGCAGGACAAGCUCAUCCCACUCAAGACCCGCAAGCCUCAUAUGCUCGACCUCAUCUUCAUCCGCCCGGCGCUCGACGGUAAGCGCAUCCCCGGCAGUGUCGAGAUUCACCAAAAUGGUCUACGAUACGUCCACGGCAACGGCACAGCCAAGAUCGAUGUCUUAUUCAGCAACAUGAAGCACCUGUUCUUCCAACCAUCACAACACGAACUCAUCGUCAUCAUCCACGUGCAUCUCAAGAACCCGAUCAUGCUCGGCAAGAAGAAGACCAAGGAUGUUCAGUUCGUUCGAGAAGCUACAGAGAUGCAGUUCGACGAGACGGGUAACCGCAAGCGCCGCCACAAGUUCGGUGACGAAGAAGAGUUUGAGCAAGAACAAGAGGAGCGAAGGCGCCGUGCAGCUCUCGACAAGGAGUUCAAAAACUUUGCCGAGAAGAUCGCCGACGCGGCGCGCAACGAGAACGUGAGCGUCGACAUCCCAUACCGCGAGCUUGGUUUCAACGGUGUCCCAUCGCGAUCUUCCGUUCUCGUGCAACCCACAACCGACUGCUUGGUCCAACUCACCGAGCCUCCAUUCACCUGUCUUACACUUUCUGAGAUUGAAAUCGUGCAUCUUGAACGUGUGCAGUUUGGUCUGAGGAACUUUGAUAUGGUGGUUGUAUUCAAGGACUAUAAUCGCCCUCCUGUUCACAUCAACACCAUCCCAGUGGAGUCCCUUGACCCCGUCAAGGACUGGCUCGAUUCAGUCGAUAUUCCCUUCACCGAGGGCCCACUCAACUUGAACUGGGCGACCAUCAUGAAGACCGUAACGAGUGAUCCGCAUCAGUUCUUCGCCGAUGGCGGUUGGUCGUUCUUGUCCAGCGAAACAGACGACGAGGGCGAUGGCGAGGAGGAAGAGGAAUCCGCAUUUGAGGUCUCGGAAUCUGAACUCGCCAUCUCGGAUGAGAGUUCUGAUGAGAGUGACUUUGACGAGAAUGCAUCCGAGGAGAUGAGCGACGAGGGCUCUGAAGAUGAGUUCUCGGAGGGUGAGAGCUGGGACGAGCUUGACAAAAAGGCGGCGAGGAAGGAUAAGGAGGCUGCUCAUGAUGACGACGAGGAUGAUGGCAAGGCUAAGAAGCGCAAACGUUAA
Molecule: messenger RNA, 3069 nt
Organism: Alternaria atra
Lineage: Eukaryota; Fungi; Ascomycota; Dothideomycetes; Pleosporales; Pleosporaceae
Exons: 4
Coding region: 1-3069 (1022 amino acids)
Biological process (GO): transcription elongation by RNA polymerase II; positive regulation of transcription elongation by RNA polymerase II
Cellular component (GO): FACT complex
Molecular function (GO): nucleosome binding
Source: RefSeq, a predicted model, not a curated record